CGCCAGGAUACGUAAGACGCGGGAGCCCCUGGUGAACUGGAGUGGUGAACCCGUCCUUCCUUCUUUCCUUUUCUCGCUGCAGUCAUGUCUGAAAGUAAGACCGUGCCGGCCAAGGGCCCUCUGCAGUCCGUGCAGGUUUUCGGGCGGAAGAAAACUGCAACUGCUGUUGCCCACUGCAAAAGAGGCAAUGGGCUCAUCAAAGUUAAUGGAAGACCAUUGGAGAUAAUUGAACCUGCGACCCUGCAGUACAAGCUGCUGGAGCCUGUUCUCCUUUUGGGCAAGGAGCGAUUUGCUGGUGUUGACAUCAGAGUCCGUGUGAAGGGUGGUGGACACGUCGCUCAAGUUUAUGCAAUUCGCCAGGCUAUUUCUAAAUCAUUGGUGGCUUAUUAUCAGAAAUAUGUUGAUGAAGCCUCCAAGAAGGAAAUCAAAGAUAUUCUUAUUCAGUAUGACAGGACCCUUCUAGUUGCAGAUCCUCGUCGUUGCGAGUCCAAGAAGUUUGGUGGACCUGGAGCCCGUGCUCGCUACCAGAAGUCUUACCGUUAAAUUUACCAUGUACAUUUUUCUGCAAUAAAGUAUGGAAAAU
Molecule: messenger RNA, 583 nt
Organism: Rana temporaria (common frog)
Lineage: Eukaryota; Metazoa; Chordata; Amphibia; Anura; Ranidae
Gene: RPS16
Product: ribosomal protein S16
Exons: 6
Coding region: 85-543 (152 amino acids)
Biological process (GO): maturation of SSU-rRNA from tricistronic rRNA transcript (SSU-rRNA, 5.8S rRNA, LSU-rRNA); translation
Cellular component (GO): cytosolic small ribosomal subunit; ribosome
Molecular function (GO): structural constituent of ribosome; RNA binding
Source: RefSeq, a predicted model, not a curated record